Molecule: messenger RNA, 1965 nt
Organism: Camelina sativa (false flax)
Lineage: Eukaryota; Viridiplantae; Streptophyta; Magnoliopsida; Brassicales; Brassicaceae
Source: RefSeq, a predicted model, not a curated record
UUUCUUCUCCUGCAAUCACAAUCAUCUCUCUCUCUGGUAUAGAGCAGCAGCACUCACCACUACUCAUAUCUCUCUCUCUAUCUUCUCUAGUCGCGGAGUCUCCGAAGCUUCUUCUCUGUCAAGAGAGGAAAAAUGCAGACGUCUACGUAUGCGGUUGUUAAAGGAAACGCUGCGUUUGCGUUUCAGAGACGGACCAGCUUCUCUUCUUCUUCUUCUUCUUCUUCUAACCUCCUCGUCAACAGAUCGGCGUCUUCUACCACCGGAAUUCGCUUCCUCGGUAACGGUAAGACCAUUCCCACCGGACCUCUCUGCUCUUCUCCUUUGAAAGCCAUGGGAGCGAAGCUCGCACGUGCUGAAAACGGGAUCCAAAGCGUUAUGAGUUUAUCUUCGGUCAAACCUCGAUCUGUCAGAGCUCAAGCUUCCUCCUCCUCUGGUGGAGAUGCAGAAGAAGCUGUACCUCUGAGAUCUGAAGGGAAAAGCUCUGGUGGUUCUGUUUUGCCCUUUGUUGGUGUUGCUUGUCUUGGUGCUAUCUUGUUUGGUUAUCACCUUGGGGUAGUUAAUGGUGCUCUUGAAUACCUUGCUAAGGAUCUUGGGAUCGCCGAUAACACUGUUUUGCAAGGAUGGAUUGUUAGUGCGCUGCUUGCUGGUGCAACAGUAGGUUCAUUCACUGGAGGUUCAUUAGCUGACAAAUUUGGACGAACAAGAACGUUUCAGUUGGAUGCUAUCCCUCUUGCCAUUGGAGCUUUCUUAUGUGCAACAGCUCAGAGUGUGCAGACUAUGAUUGUGGGACGUCUGCUCGCAGGAAUUGGAAUCGGAAUUUCAUCAGCCAUUGUACCACUUUACAUUUCUGAGAUAUCACCAACUGAAAUCCGCGGAGCUCUUGGAUCUGUGAACCAGUUGUUCAUAUGUAUAGGAAUACUUGCAGCCUUGAUAGCUGGAUUACCCCUUGCAGCAAACCCUCUUUGGUGGAGGACGAUGUUUGGUGUUGCAGUUAUCCCUUCCGUUCUACUAGCCAUAGGAAUGACUUUUUCUCCAGAAAGCCCAAGGUGGCUCGUUCAGCAAGGAAAAAUCUCUCAAGCUGAAAAGGCGAUCAAAACUCUCUACGGUAAAGAAAGAGUGGUUGAACUAGUGCGUGACUUAUCAACCUCUGGCCAAGGUGGUUCUGAGCCAGAAGCUGGAUGGUUUGAUCUAUUCAGCAGCCGCUACUUUAAAGUUGUAAGCGUAGGUGCAGCUCUCUUCUUGUUUCAACAGCUAGCUGGGAUAAAUGCAGUUGUGUACUACUCUACAUCGGUGUUCCGUAGCGCUGGAAUCCAAUCUGAUGUUGCAGCCAGUGCUCUCGUUGGAGCAUCAAAUGUCUUUGGCACUGCUGUUGCCUCAUCCUUAAUGGACAAAAUGGGAAGGAAAAGUCUUCUACUCACAAGCUUUGGUGGAAUGGCUUUGUCGAUGCUGUUGCUCUCCUUGUCCUUCACAUGGAAGGCUCUUGCUGCAUAUUCUGGAACCCUUGCCGUUGUUGGAACUGUUCUAUAUGUGCUGUCAUUCUCACUUGGUGCUGGCCCUGUACCGGCUCUUCUUCUUCCAGAGAUAUUCGCAUCCCGAAUCAGAGCAAAAGCUGUUGCUCUUUCUCUCGGCAUGCACUGGAUAUCAAACUUUGUGAUUGGACUCUACUUCUUAAGCGUAGUGACUAGAUUUGGAAUCAGCAGUGUCUACUUGGGUUUUGCCGGAGUCUGCUUCCUUGCUGUUCUCUACAUUGCAGGAAACGUCGUUGAGACUAAAGGACGAUCACUCGAGGAAAUAGAGCUUGCCCUUACCUCUGGAGUUUGAAUUUAAACAAAAAGAAAAAACCAGUUUGUUUCAUCAUUUAGCUUGUGAGUCGUUCGUUCUUUAAUCUACCACUCUUCUCAAUCUUCAGUAAAUUGUACAAUGAACUAAGUUAUCAAUAACGAGAGAAAUCGAUUCAUCGAACUA